GCUUCUCCUUAAAAAAAAAAAAUGGCCAAAAAACAUCCCUGGUUCCAGGAAAGCCUCUUUCCCAGCCUCUUCCCCAUCUCAGCACAGUGCAGAACAUGAUGUGGCGGCCUGGCUCUGUUCCUUCUCCGUGUGACAUCUUCUUUGCAGUGCUCUGGGCAGAUUUAUGACCAGGUAUAUAUUGCACUGGGACUCCUGAGGGAUCAGCCAAGUAUUUCUUCAGGGAGAAGAAGAAAGGAACUAUUUAGCUGCCUGUUCUGAGACUCUGCUUCAAGGGGAACAAGACCCCGUCACUGAAAUCCUUCCACAAUGCUGUGGCUGCUGCUGCAGGUGUUGGCCAGCUGCCUCUGGCUGGGACACAGCGAGGUGGUGAAGUCCUUUGAAACUUCAUGUCCUCAGUUUUUCUUCCAAGAGACCCCCCCGAAUGAAGCCCUGGAGCCACAGCACCCAGCCUGGAUCUGCCAGCGCUACAAGAACCAGUAUUACUUUGCCACCCUGUACGACAGGAAGAUGCGUAUUCCUGUCUACUCUGCUUACAUCUACCAGCCUGGACCUGGCAAAAGACCUAAAACUUGGCUAGUUGAGCCUCAGCUGAUUGGCGCAACUUAUCCCAAAACUAUGGAAAAAGAGUGGACACUCUUAAAUCGAUACAAUGUCACCCUAGAGAAACUCAGCCAGAGCCAGGCUAUCCUUCAUGACUACAAGAACCUGACGGGUUUGAACCGGGGCCAUUUGAACCCCAAUGGCCACCACGAUGACUACAGCAGCAGGAUGGCCACCUUCACCCUCACCAACAUAGUGCCCCAGGAUGAGAAACUCAACGGGGGUGCCUGGAACAACUACGAGCAGCAAACGAUGAUCAGGAGGACCCAGGGCUGUAAAACUACCUAUGUCAUCGUGGGUGCUGUGCCUGGGAACAACUACAUUGCCAAGGGGAGGGUUAAUAAACCCAGCCACCUCUGGUCAGCUGCCUGCUGUGUGGUGGACAACAACUACAUAAAGGCUUGGGCGGUCAUUGCUGAGAAUGACAAGAACCAGGUUCAGCUCCUCACACUGGGAGAGCUGGAGGACACCUUAACUGAGCUCUAUGGGAGGGGACAGGUUUCCCUGUUUGACAGUGACUGUCCCCGAGAAUAAGCCUCACAUCCUGGGGAGAACAGGCUCAGGAGCUUUUGCCACAUGUCAUAAAAUCACAGAAAGGUUUUGGUUUGAAGGAAUUUCAAAGAUCAUCCCUCUAGUCUCAGCUCCUGAGCCAUGGGCAGGGACACCUUCCACUAUCCCUGGUAGCUCCAAGCCCUGUCCCAUGGUAGUGAGCUUCUUUGUUAUGAAAUUGUGGUGUUAUAAGUUCAGAAUUAUUUGUUCUGCUUGUCCCCCAUGCAUAUUGGUUUGUCCCUGAGCAAUGUCCACCCAUUCCCCUGUUCAUCUACUUAAAGACCUACCCCUUAUUCCAGAGUCUUCCCUGCCACUCAGGGAGACCCUGCCCUCCUCCCUUGUCCAUCACAGAAACCCCACCUUUGUUUCCACAAACUUCUGUGUCCAUCCUGGAUCCCUGGAAUACCUAUUGGUCUGCUUGGCCUGCUCUCCUCCCCUGUUGUCUCCCACUGGAUGUCAUGAUGUAUACCCCACCUUGUGCCCCUUCCCAGGUGUCUCUCCAUUGGUCCAAGUUUUUAUCCUCCCUAUGUUCCCUCCCCUGUAAUUAAGAUGCUGUUACCCUAUAGAGCUCUGUCGCUUGUUCCUGGAUCCUGUCAGAUUAAAGUCCUUUGAGGGUCUACACAAGUGAUCCCUCUCUUUUCCUUCACUCUGGACUCCUUGACUUGGGAUUCUAGCAGCAGCUGCACAGAGCAGCUUUGCUGCUUCUGAGAGCGAGGCAGCCCUGCUUUACUGCCACGCAGAGUGACCCAAGGGGCAGACAGGGAGCAGCCACUCUUGGCACAGGCCAGGAGCUUGGGGUAGCCAUGGUCAUCUCCAAGCAGUCAGCCCAUGUCACUGUCCAACCUGGCUUUGAACACUUCCAGGGAAGGAGCAGACACAGCUCCUCUGGACAAUUUAUGCCAGGGCCUCACCACCUUCACAGUAAAGAAUUUCUUCUUAACAUGUAAUCUAACCCCAUCUGCUUUCAGUUUAAAGCUACUCGCUCUCAUCCCAUCACUCCAUCCCCUUGUCCAAAGUCCCUCUCUCUUAAAACCAUUUAGACACUUGAAGGCAUCCAAAUUCUCCCAAGAAAGAGUCUUUUCUCCAGGCUCCCUCACUCUCAGCUCUUUCAUCCUCUCUCCAGAUGUACUUCAGCUCUUGGAGCACCCUUGUGGCCUUGUCUAGACUCCACUCCAACAGCUUUGUCACCUGUUGUGGAUCCUAGAGCUGGAGGCAGCCCUACAGGUGAGGUCUCACCAGAACAGAAUAGAGGGGGACAAAUGGACUGUAGAAGGGAGCAAGACAACUCAAUGCUCCCAAAGACUUGGGAAUAAUUUCCAGGGAGGUCUGAGAGAGCAGACUUCACAUGAUAUCUAUGUUCCAUUAGGAAGUGAGAAACCUGUCUUCAGGUCAGGAAAACUUACAUAUAAAAGGAUACCCACUGCCACUUGCUUAUAGAGUAGUUUGGGGACUAACUUAACAAUUUCCAUGCCAAGUGUGUAAUUUACUAAUAAAACCUUGUGGAAUUUUA
Molecule: messenger RNA, 2659 nt
Organism: Haemorhous mexicanus (house finch)
Lineage: Eukaryota; Metazoa; Chordata; Aves; Passeriformes; Fringillidae
Product: endonuclease domain-containing 1 protein-like
Exons: 4
Coding region: 307-1134 (275 amino acids)
Molecular function (GO): nucleic acid binding; hydrolase activity; metal ion binding
Source: RefSeq, a predicted model, not a curated record